CCUGCUUACAUCAUAAGCGCAAGAGCGUUUGACCAGUAUAAAUAGAUUGGACAUUGUUCAUCACACAGACAGUUCCUUUGUUGUUUAGACAUGUCUGGAAGAGGUAAAACCGGUGGGAAGGCCCGUGCCAAGGCCAAAUCUCGUUCAUCCAGAGCUGGACUUCAAUUUCCAGUCGGACGUGUACACAGAUUGUUGCGCAAGGGAAAUUACGCCGAGCGCGUAGGCGCAGGAGCCCCAGUGUAUUUGGCCGCGGUCCUGGAAUACCUGACGGCUGAGAUUCUCGAGCUGGCCGGAAACGCAGCCCGAGACAACAAAAAAACAAGGAUCAUCCCCCGCCACCUCCAACUGGCUGUCCGCAACGACGAGGAGCUCAAUAAGCUUUUAGGCGGCGUAACCAUCGCCCAGGGCGGAGUGCUCCCGAACAUCCAAGCGGUGUUGCUGCCUAAGAAAACCGAGAAGCCUGCCAAGAGCAAGUAAACGGGCUUUCGCGAUCCUGGACAUUGACACAAACAUGGCUCCGAUGCGAGCCCUCUUGAGUAACGUGUUCUCUUCUCUACUUUGCGUUAUAUUGUGUUUGUUGAAGACGGCAUCUUGUAAAUUAUGAUUUGUGGUGUUGUUGUUUUUGGACAAUUCCCUGUCAAGAAGGCAAACGCACAAAGAUAGCCCUCCCUCGCAUCACCGCUGCCUAAAAAUGGCCAUGGGACGUUUCUGCCACCAUAGUGGACUAUCUAAGAAACACAAAAAGGGACUCGAUUUGAAGAUUGCGAUUUCAUUGUACAUGGAACACCGUUGGUUUCGUUUUGUUUUGUCACUGCUUUGAAUAACAUGCGAAUUGUGUCCUUCAUCUGCUGUUCGGUGGUUAUGUUAUGUUUCAAUAAAUGUAAAGCCACAAAGCC
Triplophysa dalaica is the source of this 896-nucleotide messenger RNA. RefSeq names its product histone H2A. Gene Ontology annotation, cellular component: nucleosome. Lineage: Eukaryota; Metazoa; Chordata; Actinopteri; Cypriniformes; Nemacheilidae. Gene Ontology annotation, molecular function: protein heterodimerization activity; structural constituent of chromatin; DNA binding. The record is from RefSeq and is a predicted model, not a curated record. The coding region runs from base 91 to 477 and encodes 128 amino acids. The transcript has a single exon.